AUGGAAAAGACUGUGCAGGGCAUAUCACGUCUUACAAUAGAUUCUUUUUCAUCAUUAGAAAUUGCUUUAUUACAGGAGUAUUCAAAACUUGCACAAAAUUUGAAUAAACUUUCUAAUAUUUUGCACGUAUUAGCACAUACCCCUAUGUCACAUGUCUUGGAUUCAUUAAGUAUACUUGAACGAAAGACUGGUUUGGUCUUUACCCUGUUUAAAGCCUCUGUAUGGGCAAUUUUAGCAAACGCUGGGCAGGCUGACAUUCUUAAUGGAUAA
This is a messenger RNA of Pneumocystis murina B123, 270 nucleotides long. RefSeq lists its product as hypothetical. Gene Ontology annotation, cellular component: mitotic spindle; DASH complex. Gene Ontology annotation, biological process: attachment of spindle microtubules to kinetochore. The record is from RefSeq and is a predicted model, not a curated record. Lineage: Eukaryota; Fungi; Ascomycota; Pneumocystomycetes; Pneumocystales; Pneumocystaceae. Bases 1 to 270 code for a protein of 89 amino acids. The transcript is spliced from 2 exons.